AUGGCUUACAUAACCAAAAGGUUUAAGAAGAUGGUCAGAAGAAAUGUAGGAAUACUAAAAAGGGGCAACUCCAGCAAACCAAAGAACUUUGAUCUAUGCUACAAGUGUGGAAAUCCAGGGCACUUCAUCAAAGAUUGUCCUUUCCUGAAGCAAGAACACUCCAAGUACAACCUUGAGAAAGUAGCCAAGAGGAACCCGGUUCCUGACAAGCACUUCAAAAGGAAGAGGUCCGCUGACAAUGUGGUGAAACAGGCUCUUGCAGCAUGGGGAGAUUCCUCUAGUGAGUCUGAAGAUGAAACAGAUGCAAGUGACAACUCCAUGAUGGCAGUUGAAAGUGAGAAAAAUGAAUAUGAUUCAAUAUUUGCUUUGAUGUCCCAAUUAGAUGACGAUGAAGACAAUGAAAACAAUGAGGGAACAGUGAACGGAAGCAGUCAACAAUGGUUCAUGGAUAGUGGAUGCUCAAAAAAGGGAGUGUAUCCUUUG
This is a messenger RNA of Nicotiana tabacum (common tobacco), 483 nucleotides long. Lineage: Eukaryota; Viridiplantae; Streptophyta; Magnoliopsida; Solanales; Solanaceae. The record is from RefSeq and is a predicted model, not a curated record.